UCGCGAGUUCUCGUGAGAGUUUUCUUUCCCGAGGAGGAAACAUCAGCAUGAAGUCAAUAAAGAUUUUAAUUUUUCUCCUGUUUAUGAGUGAGUUGUAGUAUUUUCAUUGAUGCCGUUACAAGGCGAACACGUUCAGUAAGUACUAACGAUGAAGUUGCAGCACUGACCAGGAUUGUAGCAGACCCGUGAAGGCACGUGCGAAUGCUCGUUCGGAGAACUUCCAAAGAAACUUGUUGUUCGCAAACUCACGAAGAACCGCACACGUACGUGAACCACAACGAAUAAUGAACCUUCCAACCGCGCGGAACGAGCAGCGAUUUUCGAGAUCUGGCCGGACCCGACGAGGCUGAGGCUGGAAAAACCAAACAUUCUGAGGAACGCCCCGAACAUCCCCCGCCUCGCCCGACGACGCCGACACUGCAGCUAGCGGAACGUUCGAACAGCGCGCCGUGUGAUCAUGUCUUCGGGAACGUUCGUCGACAAGAUCGACCCGUUUUCGAAGAAGUCGCUGCGGAGGAAGGAGAAGCGGUCGCAGGGCUCAUCGCAGUACCGCAUCCACAGCGGACAGGAGCUGACGCCGCUCACACUGCUUAAGGAUGUGCCGCCGUCGGAGCAGCCCGACCUGUUUGCGAAGAAGCUGCAGCAGUGCUGCAUGGUGUUCGACUUCAUGGACCCGGUCGCCGACCUGAAGAGCAAGGAGGUGAAGCGCGCCUGCCUUAACGAGCUCGUCGACUACAUCACGGCCAACCGCGGCGUGCUCACCGAGCCGCUCUACCCGGAGGUCGUGCGCAUGGUCUCACACAACAUGUUUCGAACAUUGCCACCGAGUGAAAACCCGGAGUAUGAUCCAGAGGAGGACGAUCCAACGUUGGAAGCUUCUUGGCCGCACAUGCAGAUAGUGUAUGAGUUUUUCUUGAGGUUUCUUGAAUCACCAGACUUCCAACCUAGCAUAGGAAAGAAAUAUAUCGAUCAGAAAUUUGUACUGCAGUUGCUGGAGCUGUUUGACAGCGAGGACCCACGAGAGCGGGACUUCCUCAAGACGGUCCUGCAUCGGAUAUACGGCAAGUUCCUCGGUCUACGAGCGUACAUCCGUAAACAGAUCAAUAACAUAUUUUUGAGAUUUAUAUACGAGACGGAGCAUUUUAACGGCGUUGGGGAGCUGUUGGAGAUAUUAGGAAGUAUUAUCAAUGGAUUUGCACUACCACUGAAACACGAGCAUAAGGCUUUCCUCGUGAGGGUUCUCAUACCUCUACACAAGGUCAAGUGUCUGGGGCUCUACCAUGCUCAGAGAGAGGAAGAAGGAGAAGGAGAGAGAGGAGCUGUGGCGCAAGCUGGCCGAGCUGGAAGUGAACUGCAACGUCAACAGGCAUAUAGACAACAAAUCGCGCAAGCUGAAUUCAUCAGUGAAACCGAUCACUUCAUAGAGAAUUGUACGAGAGUCGACACGACGAAAGGUCCAUGUUUCACUCUAUUAGUCGGUCAUCGGGGGCGGCUGUUCCGGUAAAGCGUAGGCCAGUUUUUCAGUGUUUCUCCCUCUAAACGAAUAAUUAAUCAAUCACCUUUAUGUGGCUUUGGAUUGACACAGUGGAGCGCAUGACCAGUGGAACUGUCGAUGUGACCGUGGACACAGACGGACGAACGCUCGCACCCACACUCGCGCACACGCCUGCUCGCACACCCGCUCGCGCACGGACAUGCUCACACAUGCUCGCGCGCGCAUACGUGCACACACACAACCACAUGCACAUGGAUAACCAUACACACACCCACAGAUGCACGCACGCACACGCACGCACACAUAUACGCACAUGCGCACAGCCACGCAUGCGCGCGAGCAUGCACGCACACGUGCCCGGCGUACAGUCGCGGUUGUGUUUAAUGGCACCGUGUUUUGCCGGAACACUCAUACGCUGCUGCUUUCAUGGGAGCAGCUGCGGUUUACGAGAAUCCAUCGGCUUUAUUCUCAAACGGAGCCGCUGGUCGCAAGUAACACUCUUUUAAUAGUCGGCAUCUACAUUAAAACUCCACGUUCGUAUACAAAUGCGUGUCGAUAACAAAACCGAACGAGAGCAGUCGCCAAAAUUCGUCUCCCGGCACUCUCGUUGUCACGGUUACCCCCGGAAUGCUCCACGACAUUCGUCCCGGCGCUCACGUUGUCACGGUUACCCCCGGAAUGCUCCGCGACAUUCCACAUGCCACUUCGCGGCGGCGAUCUCUCCUCUACUGCGUGGCAAGUGUUUCAGUCGGCGCGCUGCAGCCUGGCCUCGACACGUCGUAACGCGCGCCGCACGACGCAUCGGAAGAAUUUACGCUCGCAUGAUGACGCCCGUUAUCGAGGCGUUAUGGGAGCGAGUUAUUGCUUAUUCGUCUGUCGCCGAGAGAGACGACGACGACGACGACGACGAGAGAGAAGCCAUGUUUGAAGCAUUUGCGCAAAUUCGGAAGCCUGCCUCUUCUCUGGAGUUCAUCAUUCAGCGCGAGAUCGCGGUUGCGAUAUUUCGUCGUGUGUCGCGGAGAAGGUUUGACUAGUUGUAGCAACUCUCUGUUUCAGAAGUCGGCAAGAAUGCAUACUGACUUGGGGAGAUGCGAUUCAAAAUGUCGAUAGUCUCGUCGUUAGUCUUCUUUCACUGCACGUGCCGGUAAAAAAUCUAGUAAAAUGCUGGAUUUCCAUAAGCAAAGGCUGUUAAGAGAGAGAGAGAGAGAGAGAGAGAGAGAAUUGGCAUUCAGGUGUCGAGAACGAAAUGUUAACAUAAUCAAUCGAUAUCACAGUCAUUGUAUUGAUUAGUAUCGGCACGUGGUAACAGACAUGCACCCACCCCCACCCCACUACAGCUACGCAUCCAUACAUAGCUGCUAGGACAGAGCUGCUGACUGAAGUACUUGAUAGCGUGGCUGCCGUGCAAUAUCGCUCCCACGUCACAGGCCACGGGUGACCGGUAACGCACGGCCAUAUGUACGGUGGCGGUGCGACACUGAACCAGCAGCUAAACCAGGCACCUAUCUUCUACGUAAUUAUUGUUAUUAUUAUUAUUAUUGUUAUUAUUAUUAUCUCUGGCUACGCUGGGCGAUGAGGCACGGUCGUCAGCCCCACAGCCGACAUAACCUGAUCUCCUGACAGUAACGCCCCCUAGUGUCAGCCCCGCAGUUCGCGCGAGUAGCUGUACUCUCUGCGUGCGCCCUCUCUGGUGUCGGCAUUGCAGCUUGUGUAAAAUCAAAAAAAGCCGAUGGAGGAGAGAACUGAUGCCAGUCGCGCGCGUCGAUGGAAACGCACGUAGUGCGACUGUCGCCGUGGCUCGUCGUUUGCUCGCAGGGCUUAUUAAUUGCGUCGAAUUUUCCCCCUGGUGGUCAGUUUAGUUAAUACGCCGGGAGAGGGCGGGUCGGUCGCGUCGUUAGGCUGCUUGGUCAGCUGCUCGUACAUCCGCGGCUAGCCGCUGCCGGCGCGCGUCUGUCUGUCUGGCUGGCUGGCUGGCUGGUGUGCGGCAGUGCGGUGUGUUUCGUUUCCUAACGCGGCGACGUCGUGUUGAAGUGUUGCAGUCGGUCACAAAACCCCCCUACGUAUGUACGUGGAUGUUUUAGAACGCAACAUCAUCUCGAGAGAGAAAGAGACUGGUUAGUGUUCGUGCGGAUCGAGUGUGCGUGCGUUCAUGUUCGCAGGCAGUUACUGCCAAUGUUUCGGCACCGGCUGCGUGUCUAGCUGCUCUCGUUCGAAACCAACGAAAUUUCGGCGGUGGGCGGGCGCGUCUAACGAGUUGUUGUCCCCCCGAGGUAAUCUCUCCCUUUCCCCCGUGUGGAACUCUACGUAUCGGGGGUCCCGGAUCCGGAAUCCCGGUCUGCGUGACGGCCCCCCAGAUGCGGAUUAUGUGCGUGCGGCGUGCGGAUUUGUUAUUUAAGACGCGUUCGUUCUCUGCGAGUCGCCUGUCGAGAGAGUUUUGACGCACUUGUCAUCGUAUAUCAUACACUAAAUAUAACCUUGUAUGUACGUGUAAUAAUGUACCGCCUGGUUUAAUAAAAGGUACAUGGUAUACGUCGCGAGAGAACCUGAUAUUCUUAAGCGGCUUGCAUUGCCAUGCAGAUACUGCGACUACUCUGUGUUUUCUCGGCUGUAUGCAAGUGCAGGCAUUGGCUGUUUAUCACACGGCAUUUAGCACCUUGUCGCGCGCGCGCACACACACACAUACACACACACACACACACACACACACACACACACACACACACACACACACACACACACACACACACACACACAACUCUUUAAACAUCAUAUAACGUGUAGAUAUUAGAGUGAGCGAGAGAGAGAGAGAGAGAAAGAGAGAAUAAAAGCUAUCGUUUUAUUUUGUGUUGGAAAAAACGGGGUCCCGGGGUGUAAAGUGAUGUGGAUUUACGAUGUAAUGAUAACCGAAUAAUAACCUAUUGUUACCGACUUUACUGCUUAUUCCCUCUUACAUUGUUUGUGUUCUCGCGUCAGCAGCAGCAGCAGCAGGAGCAGCAGGAGGCUAUCUGCUAUCACUGGCUCUCUCACUGCUUAUUAUCGUGGUCAUACUGUGAUGGAUGGCUGCGAAGUUUGCCGACGAUGAAUUGCUGAUAUGUUGCUGUUGUUGCGCGGAGUUGUUGACGUGUCGUUUUGUUCGUGUAAAGAAGCUGAAGAAUUGAAGUGUUUGAUUAUUGCAGAGGGUUCUCUCUGAAACGGUAUAUCUUACAGAUAAUUUAGUAAGUGCACACACAUACACGUGGUAGUCAUUGUUUGAUAUUCUGCAGCUAGUGGCGCAGGUGCGACGUCAGGCGUUGGUGAAGGCGCGCGGUCAGUGUUCAGUGACGUCACGCCGUCAUCGAGGUGACGUCAUUAGAUGGGAAUGGUUUUUUGAUUCGCUUUCAAUUUGGUGCGCGGGGUUUCCCUUUUCCUCCCUCCUCCUCUCUGCCGCGUCACCACCACCACCAUCCCACCAGCACCACCACCACCACCAGCACCACCACUCUGACGUAUUUAGAACAUUGCUGUUGUACGUUUUCAUCAUAAAUGCUACUCUUCUGACAUGAAAAAAAUUGCAUGUUUGUAAAGAAUUGUGUACAGUGCGGGUGCUGACUGUAAUGUGUAUUGUGCCGACGUAGCUAAGCCUGAUGUUUGUAAAUAACACUGUAAGAUAGGGAAGACACAUACUAAUGCAACCCAGCUUGUUGGUGAUGUGUUCAUGUAACCCAUACAGCUGUAAAAUACACCCUGUGUCAGGUAGAGGACCGACGUGUAUUUCAAAUUUAUGCUGUCAGUUAAAUAAAAUGAACAGUACAUGUUUAUCUCAUAUCA
Priapulus caudatus is the source of this 5302-nucleotide messenger RNA. RefSeq names its product serine/threonine-protein phosphatase 2A 56 kDa regulatory subunit epsilon isoform-like. Gene Ontology annotation, biological process: signal transduction; protein dephosphorylation. Gene Ontology annotation, cellular component: nucleus; protein phosphatase type 2A complex; cytosol. Lineage: Eukaryota; Metazoa; Priapulida; Priapulimorpha; Priapulimorphida; Priapulidae. The record is from RefSeq and is a predicted model, not a curated record. Gene Ontology annotation, molecular function: protein phosphatase activator activity.